This is a messenger RNA of Dichomitus squalens LYAD-421 SS1, 1741 nucleotides long. RefSeq lists its product as uncharacterized. NCBI's taxonomy places the organism in Eukaryota, Fungi, Basidiomycota, Agaricomycetes, Polyporales, Polyporaceae. Gene Ontology annotation, biological process: nucleoside transmembrane transport. The coding region runs from base 56 to 1528 and encodes 490 amino acids. The transcript has 4 exons. Gene Ontology annotation, molecular function: nicotinamide riboside transmembrane transporter activity; nucleobase transmembrane transporter activity. The record is from RefSeq and is a predicted model, not a curated record. Gene Ontology annotation, cellular component: plasma membrane; fungal-type vacuole membrane.
UUGCCAUCACCGGGUCCUUAAAGGCGAGACUUGGUACUAUCGCACGACUAUCCGGAUGUCGGAACAGCAUAGGGCUUCCGAGGCCAUCUACCAUCCCAUCCCGCAAGCACCGGUAGCCUCGAAUGUGGUUCCGACGGCCUCUCCGGACCUCGACUUGGACGAAGAGGUGGUACUAGCGGAAGUUCCUGCAGUGUUCAGUCACAACCUGGCUGAUACAAGAAUACGCUGGAUUCACUUCCUGCUCGGUUGCGCAGUGCUUCUACCAUGGAAUGCUCUCAUCACCGCGACCCCAUAUUUUCAGUCGCGAGUCGCGGGCACAUCGUUAAAGAGCGUCUUCUCAUCAUACCUUUCCACAACAUUCACCGCAGCCAAUUUCCUCUUCCUGGCCCAUGCUACCGUGACUGCAAAGAAGGCAUCAAACACACGUCGAGUGUUGUACUCCUUGACAGCCCUGGCAGCAUUAUGCUUCCUCCUUACGUUCAGCACGUAUACACACCCAGCUCCAGGGGGCUUCUUCGCAUUCGUCCUGCUCAACGCAAUCGGUCAAGCAGCAGCAGGUUCUUACCUUCAAACGGCCGUGGUCGCCGUCGCGUCACUGUUUGGUCCCUCCGCUAUGCAAGCCUUGAUGUCUGGCCAGGCUGCCGUUGCCGUUGUGAUUAGUGGCGUACAGGUCCUCAGCGCUCUUGCUUCCGUGGGCAGCUCCAAACCGGAAAUGAUCGUCGCUUCGUCGGAACCGGAGGAGCAGUCUGCAUUCGUGUUCUUCGGUCUGUCUACCGUGUUCCUCCUUGUCUGCGUCGGAGUGUAUACUUGGCUGGUUUCGUUGCCUGCGUACAAGGCGGUAACCUCGCAAAGGUCUGCACGUCGACCAUCAACGGCGGAAGGGGCCUCGCUCCUCCACGAGGAAAACGGCAUAGACACUGUGCACGAGCUCCGGAAGCCGGAGCAGAAGAACUAUGCGGUACGUCUGGCGAAGACCAAUGGUACAUUCAACCUCGCGGUCGCGUACGUCUUCAUUGUCACCUUAGCUGUCUUUCCGCCCAUCACGAUCUCUGUUACGUCGACGAAUCCGUCCGUACACCCGCUCGUGUUCAGCGCCAUUCACUUCCUCAUGUUCAACGUCGGCGACUUCACCGGCCGCACCCUGUGCUCUCUCCCCAGCCUGCACGUCUGGUCCGCGCGCCGCCUGUUGACGCUGUCCCUCCUCCGCACGCUCUUCAUCCCGCUUUUCCUCAUGUGCAACAUCCAGUGGAGCUCCUCCCAGUCCUCGAGCGGGCCGAUCAUCGGCUCCGACGCGCUGUUCAUGCUGCUUAUGGUCGCCUUCGGGCUCACGAACGGCUACGUGUCGAGCAUGUGCAUGAUGGCCGCGCCGUCGCUCGCGCACAACCCGCGCCUGCAGGGCCGAGCGGAGGACGUGGAUGUGGCGGCGACCGUCGCAAGCUUCUGCUUGGUCGGUGGGCUCGCGGUGGGCAGUAUACUGAGCUUCGCGGUCCGGGCGGCGGUUUGCGAUUGCAAUCCAUUUACGGAGUAACAGGGUGGGGCUUUACAGACUUUACCUCCGGGACAUUUGGUGAGAAACUGGGAGGGCUUCGCUGUAUCAUACCUAUCCUUGUACUCGGCUCUGAUCACAUCUAGCUUCUUAUGUAUGGGAGAGGAAGCGUUGCUCCUAUCGUCCUGGAGAUAGUAGCUAUUCCCUUUAAUGUGAGCUUGGCUUGUAAGCUCGUCCUGAUCGCAUAUUCAGUUC